Messenger RNA from Solanum verrucosum, 742 nucleotides. RefSeq names its product thioredoxin-like 1-1, chloroplastic. Gene Ontology annotation, biological process: cell redox homeostasis. The record is from RefSeq and is a predicted model, not a curated record. Bases 74 to 742 code for a protein of 222 amino acids. Lineage: Eukaryota; Viridiplantae; Streptophyta; Magnoliopsida; Solanales; Solanaceae. The transcript is spliced from 4 exons.
UUGAUUCUUUAUCCCCAAGUUAAGGUAAUUAACUGUUAGAUACUAUAGUCUGGCAACUAUUUUUUUAGUGUCAAUGACAAGUUCUUUGAAUACUGGUUUCUCUGUUUCUGUCCCCUGUUUCAAUUCCAGAGCCAAAGGGUCUGCUCAUCAUUGUUAUUCAAAUGGAAAUUUGCAACUUAAAGAUUUAACAUCUAGAGAAUUUCUAGCCAAAUCCUUGGAUGUAUCAGACCAUAGACAGGCACAAGUAGAAAUUUGUGUUGGCAGUGGUCAGGGAUGGUGGGAGAAGACACUUAAAUCCAACGUGGUAGAGAUCAACUCAGCACAACAACUUGUUGAUUCAUUGUUAAAGGCUGGUGAUAGAUUAGUCAUAAUUGACUUCUACUCUCCUGGCUGUGGAGGUUGCAAGACUUUACAUCCUAAGAUGUGUGAGCUAGCUGAAUCAAAUCCCAAUGCCAUAUUUCUAAAAGUAAACUAUGAAGAACUGAAAAGCAUGUGUAAUGUUCUUCAUAUACCUGUCUUGCCCUUCUUCAGAUUCUACAAGGGUGCACAAGGCAAAGUUAGUAGCUUCAGCUGUACUAAUGCAACAAUAAAGAAAUUUAAAGAUGCAGUAGCAAGGUAUGGGGAUGAAGGGUGUAGCUUCAGUCCAGCAAAAGGUCUUGAGGAAUCUGAGCUUUUAACUUUAGCCUCAAUUGGACAAAUAUCAAAAAAAUCAUCAUUUGAUUCCUCCAGUAUUCAGGAGUAG